Molecule: messenger RNA, 1467 nt
Organism: Puntigrus tetrazona (Sumatra barb)
Lineage: Eukaryota; Metazoa; Chordata; Actinopteri; Cypriniformes; Cyprinidae
Exons: 7
Coding region: 147-749 (200 amino acids)
Source: RefSeq, a predicted model, not a curated record
UCAGCUGACUAACUGUUUUCAGAUGUUGAGCAGGAUUUCAUAACGGGGCGGGACCAAGCCACUCCGAAACUGUGGAAAGAACAAGCCUAAAAGGACACUUAAACGUUCAAAAUAGUUCAUAAAUACAUUAUUAGGGGCUCGACAAAAUGGAAGGCGAACCGCAGGUCGAAUCUGGAGAGAAUCUGAAUCCCGGAGAGGUUCUGCAAAUCCGCUUUCAGAAAAAACCCAACCAAAAACUCAAAUACCUGGAGGCUGAACCCAAAAUACUAGGGGUAACACAAAUUGUGUUUGGUGUCUUUAUCGCAUUCAUGAUUGUGGCGUUCUAUGUGAAUGACAUGACCGUGUAUUCAUACACAGACGCGUCCAUGAUCACGGGGGCUGUUUCCAUGAUCAUCAUUAUUGCAGGGAGCCUGGCGAUAGCUGCACAGAAUCUUCAUCUCCCAACUCUAAAGGCUUGCUUAGGAAUGCAGGUGGUGGCCUGUAUGGCAUCUGUGAUCUUCACAUUCCUGCACUUAAAUAAUUCCAACGACAUACACCACUGUUGGAUGCCAUUAGAUUCCCAAAUAACAACAUGCAGAAAGUUAAACAUAAGUCUGGAAAAUUGCCUGGGAUUACAAAACCUUGUGAUGAUGCUCCAGGUUGCCCUUUCUACCACUUUAGCUGCAUACUGCUGCAAGGUCAUUCAGUGCUGCUCUCCAGUGUCUAGAGUGCCGGUCAUCACGAUUAACAGACCUCCAGAAACUCAGUGAGGAGCGUUUUAGUGCUGAGCCGUACAGAGCCAGGAGCAGCAUAUAUAUAUAUAUAUAUAUAUAUCCACAAACAUCUACAUAACAGCUGCUCCUUCAACACAUCCGUUUUAUACAUUUUUAAGGUAUAUCAAUGAAUUACUGUGAAUUAAAACCCAAUAUUUAAUAAUACACAUUUAGUUUAACACGUUUCUAAUAUUCCUCAGCAUUUAAUCGUGUAAUUUGCAUUAACUUUCUUUUACAUAAUCUAAAUAGUGGGCACCACCGGUGUAGCCUCAGUGUUUCAGCGUGUAGUUUCUGUCCAACCCAUGGCACUGAACAGUAACUGAGAACUGCUAUAAUGGCUCUUCUCAAACAUCUCACACUUCAGACCCACUGCUUUGACCCUCCAACCACGGAAUUAAACAGAGCAAUACUGGAAAUGCUGCAUUGUUUCAGCCAGUAUUCACUGCAGUAGUCAUCCUAACUGUUUCUUUCUAAUGGCUAGCUGUCUCCCUCUUGUUUUAUCAUGCACUAGAACAUUUGUGAGAAGUCAACAUUACAAGCAGACCAACAAGGAACAGAGCAAAAAUAAUGCUUCACAAAAAAACACUAAAACAAAUUAAACAGAUUUACUGUUCAAUAAAUAUCUUCAAAUAAGUUCAGAUACAAAAUCAUCAUAUUCUUGCUCUUGAGCUUAACGUAUAACUGUGUUAUUAAAAUAUUUUUGUAUUUUUUAAAA